Molecule: messenger RNA, 266 nt
Organism: Acaulospora colombiana
Lineage: Eukaryota; Fungi; Glomeromycota; Glomeromycetes; Diversisporales; Acaulosporaceae
Source: the annotation of a GenBank genome assembly
AUGAAAGCAUCUUCCUCUCUUGAGUCACUUCUCCCGGACCUUAUCUCGCGAUUCUACGUGACGGGGCAUUUGCUCUCUGAAAGAUUGUGUUCCUUCAUCAUCCCAAUGUGUCGGCAGGAUAAUGACGUUGACAGGUUGGCUACAAACAACCUCAUUGUCCGGUUGAUUGAAGAGUCCUUGUACUACCCCAAAGCAGUCUCUUUGAGUGCGGUCGUAUCUUGGGCCUUGAAUAUUGUGGCAAUAUACGAAAGCGGGCCGUCGCUUCU